CUUACCCAAACUCACUUGGAAUUUUGUCUGCCAUUGAAACCUCGUAUCCUUUGCAUAUCCUCGUCAUGAGUAGUAAACAGACUAGUUCAGACGAUUCUCGUGACAGCGAGGGAAAUAAAAAGAUCCGUUCAAACACCAAAAGUACUUGGUUGUCUUUCCUGAAGAGUAUCGCUACAUUUUCUGGUGACUUAUCAUCCUUAACUGCACCUUCGUUCAUCCUUUCAAGCACAUCUUUGAUUGAGUAUUCAGCUUAUUGGGCUGAACAUCCCGACCUAUUUGUUUCCUUACCUUCGGGGAAAACUCCUUUAGAACGUCAGCUGUUGGUAACCAAGUGGUUUGCUAGUACAUUAAAGAACCAAUACGCUACUCGUAAUGAACGUUAUGGCUCUGAAAAGAAACCUCUGAACCCUAUCCUGGGAGAGUUAUUCUUCGGAAAAUGGUCGACCAAUCUGGAUAAAGAUACUGUUUUGACUGCUGAACAGGUCUCUCACCAUCCUCCUAUCUCUGCGUACCACAUUUACAAUGAAGCUGCAGGUGUACGCUUAGAGGGUUACAAUGGUCACAAGAGUGGCUUUUCAGGCCCUCAUAUUCACGUAAAACAAAUUGGUCAUGCCCGUUUAACACUGGAACCUCACAAUGAGGUAUACUACAUCACUUUCCCUCUCGUUACAUUAGAGGGUUUGUGGUAUGGAUCUCCAUAUAUCGAGUUGAACAAAAAGUCACACAUUAUUUCCACCUCUGGAUACGUGACUACGAUUGAAUACAGCGGCAAGGGUUAUUUUACUGGAAAGAAAAAUACCUUUAAAGCAUCCAUACAUCAAACGGACUCGAAGCCCGAACCUCUGUAUCGUAUAGAAGGAUCCUGGACAGGGAUGCUAAAACUUGCGAAUAGCGAGAAUCUUAAACGUGGCAUUUGGGAAGAUUGGCUUGAUUGCACAAAUUAUGCACCCGUUAACAUAUCUGUUCCUCCCAUCGAAGACCAAGGUGAUUUUGAAUCUAGACGCGUUUGGAGAAACUUUGCGAUCGCCUUGGACUCGGGGGACUACUCAGCUGCUAGCCAAGAAAAGUCGAAAAUAGAAGAGGAGCAGCGUCAACUUAGACGUCAAGAACAUACGAAUAAUGAAACUUGGCCACGAAAGUACUUUGAAUGGCAAGAGUUGGAUGAGGGCUUUUUAAAGGCUACUCAACCUUUGAGGUCCCCGAUAGAAGAAGGUUUCUGGAAGUUUAAACGAUAGAUGAUAAUGCGCCAACGCUUUUUCUAUAGAAACGGGCUUCGUUGCUCGUUUUCUUUUCAUUAUUACGCAUCUGAUGCAUGGCCAUAUAUCCUCUGGUUUCGGUUUCAAUGUACGUUUAUCAUUGUCUUUUCAAUAUAAGUAGUCAAUUUUUUAUGCUAUUCGCUACGAAUUCCUAUCCAACUGUAUAUCACUUUGCAUAUCACUGCAAAAGGGAUGUCAUAUAAGUUUAUUUUAAUAAUAAAAUCAUUUAUGUGACAUUUUGUGACCUAUACUAUUCACUGUAGUUGAAAUAGUAUUGAGCUUUGUGAUCCAUGCUUUGACACAGACGCUAGGCAUUUAUUCCCUCCAGUUUUAGAAGAAAAGGAACAACUGUUACUAUCGUUCAAUAGAAGGUUUGACUUUUAAUUCCAUAUCUUAGCUAUUUACAGUAGACCCAGCGGCUUUCACUUUAAAAUGCCGGGUUUGUUUCCAAAAGAGCACUAGACCAGAGACGAGAAAAUAAUUAGCUACAAAAUUUUUUAUUUUUACAAUUUUCAAAGACAUAUCGAUCUUAGAUUAAAGAGGCAUUUGAGCUUGCCAAGUGCGUAUUCAUAUACAAGUUUUGCAUGACUAUGUCUUUGACUCUGCACUCUCCUCUCCACUAGCCGACAUUGCCAAAGGACCGAAAUUUAUGAGAUUUGCAUCCCUUCAUUUUCGUAUCUAAUAUUUACUUUUGCUAAUUUA
Schizosaccharomyces octosporus yFS286 is the source of this 1958-nucleotide messenger RNA. RefSeq names its product oxysterol binding protein. NCBI's taxonomy places the organism in Eukaryota, Fungi, Ascomycota, Schizosaccharomycetes, Schizosaccharomycetales, Schizosaccharomycetaceae. Gene Ontology annotation, cellular component: cytosol; membrane; intracellular membrane-bounded organelle. The coding region runs from base 66 to 1235 and encodes 389 amino acids. The transcript is spliced from 7 exons. Gene Ontology annotation, biological process: exocytosis; piecemeal microautophagy of the nucleus; endocytosis. The record is from RefSeq and is a predicted model, not a curated record. Gene Ontology annotation, molecular function: oxysterol binding.